AACACAAACAAAAACUUAGAUACAAAAACAAAGUUCUGCUAUUUCCUCAUUACCAUGGCAGAAUCAAUUCUCAUUGAUAUGUCUAAUUCAUUGCUUGGGAAGGUUGCUUCUUAUGCUUGUCAAGAAGCUUAUCUAGCCUAUGGUUUGAAAGACAAUCUACAAAGUUUCAAAGACUCUUUGAUAAUUGUCAGAGGUUAUCUACUGGAUGCUGAGUCCAAGAAGGACCAAAGUCAUGCUUUGCGUGAAUGGUUCAAGCAGAUUCAAAACAUUUGCUUUGAUGCUGAAGACAUAUUUGAUACAUUUGAGUUGCAAGACAAGAGGAAGAAAAUUGUCAAAUCCUCCGGAAGCAUCAGAAAGAAGGUAAGCCACUUUUUUUCUAAAUAUAAUCCAAUUGUUUUCCUUCCUACAAUGGGACAUCAAAUAAAAGAUAUUAGGGAAAGAUUGGAUAAGAAAGCAGCCGAGGGGAUAACGUAUGGGCUUACAAGUAUUCCCGAACCUGUCGUGCAGGAAAGAGAAACGACUUAUCCUGAUGUUAAUGUUACAAGUGUAAUAGGAAGGGAUGAUGAUAAAGAUGAAAUUAUCAAGCUUUUGGUGCAACCUUUUCCUCAGGGUGGAAAUGGUGGUGAUAAAAGCAUGUGUGUUAUUCCCAUUGUGGGAAUAGGAGGAUUAGGAAAGACCACACUUGCAAAGUUGGUGUAUAAUGAUGACACAAUGGAUCAACUUUUCCAAUUGAAGAUGUGGGUGUGUGUCGCUCUUAAUUUUGACAUCAAGCAGAUAAUCAUUAAUAUCAUCAACGCCGCGAGUACUUCAGAUUCUAAAGCAGCUUCAGCACCACCGACGAGUCUCACUCCCCAAGAAAACAUCAACAACUUAGAUAUUGUGCAACUAGUAAGUCGUCUGAAACAAAAACUUUCUGGUCAAAAGUUUUUACUUGUGUUAGAUGACAUAUGGAAUGAAGAUCGUGAAAAGUGGAUUGAGUUGGAAGAUUUGAUAAAAGUUGGCGCACCAGGAAGCAAAAUUUUGGUGACAACACGUAGUAAAUCAGUAGCUUGGAUGAUGGGCAAUGUUCCCUCCUAUGAAUUAAAAGGUCUUUCUCCAAAGGAAUGUCUAUCUCUAUUUGUCAAAUGUGCAUUCAAGGAAGGUGAAGAAAAAAGAUAUCCAAAUCUAAAGAAGAUCGGAGAAGAGAUUGUGGAAAAAUGUCACGGGGUUCCACUGGCCGUGAAAACAUUAGGAAAAUCUCUCUUCUCAGACUUUAAUAUAAACAAGUGGGAAUUUGUUAGGGAUUCUGAGAUGUGGAAUUUAGAAAAAAAGAAAGAUGGUAUUUUACCUGCUUUAAAAGUAAGUUAUGAUCAAAUGCCAUCCAUCCUAAGACAAUGUUUCGCUUAUUUUUCCCUUUAUCCCAAAGAUCAUAUCUUUGAUAGUUAUGUAAUGUGUAGUCUUUGGGUAGCCCUUGGAUUAGUACAAUUCCGAAAUGGAAGUGAAAAGCUAGAGGGUGCUGCAAGAAAAUAUAUCGACGAGUUACAUUCAAGAUCAUUUCUUCAGGAUUUCGAUGACAGUGGCCCCUUUUGCCUGUUCAAAGUACAUCAUUUGAUACACGAUCUUGCAUUGUAUGUUGCAGGAGAGGACUUUGUAGCGGUAAACUCCCAAACUCGAAGUAUUCCUCAGCAAGCAAGACAUUUAUCAUUUGUUGAAGAUGAGUCAUUUGGCCAUGCUUUGCUCCCAGAGUCUAGAAGUGUGAGAAGCAUACAAUUUCCCAUCUUAACAAUGGGUCUUGAGAGUGAAAAUGGUCUGAAUACAUGGUUGUCAAGGUACACAUUCUUGCGUUAUUUAGACUUAAGUGACUCUUGUUUUGAAACUGUGCCCAACUCAAUUGCAAAAUUAGAGCACCUCCGUUUCCUCGAUCUUUCUCGUAAUGACAAAAUCAGAAUACUACCAAAUUCUAUUUCCAAACUUCUAAAUUUGCAAGUUUUGUUGCUCAGUGGAUGCACAGAGCUCAAAAGUUUGCCUAAAGGAUUAGGGAAGUUGAUUAACCUUCGACGUCUGAUUGUCACUACAAAACAAUCUAUGCUACCACAGGAUGAAUUCGCUAGCUUGAACAAUCUUCAAACUUUGAGUUUUCAUGAUUGUCACAAUUUGAAGCUUUUGUUCAAACAAUCACUCCCUUCCGUUGAAGAACUGUAUUUUGAAUCAUGUCGGAGCCUGGAGUGCUUACCUCUUUCUAUUUUUCCUAAAUUGCAGACAUUGUUUAUUCGUGAUUGUCGGAUGUUAAACUUGUCAUUGGACAAUGAAAACUCAAUCCAAAAGUUGAGGAUGAAACAUCUGUAUCUCUAUGAUUUUCCAAAGCUUCUAACACUCCCUCAAUGGAUCGCAUGUGCGGUGGACACUUUAGAGACCUUUGUAAUUGUCAAUUUUCCUAAACUUCAAAUGCUUCCUGAGUAUCUUUCUACAAUGGCUCUUCUAAAGAGGAUCUGUAUUGCUCGCUGUUCUCAACUCUCGACUCUUCCAAGUGAUUUGCAUCGCCUCACUGCACUUGAAUAUUUACAAAUACUUGAUUGCCCUGAAUUGUUCCGAAAAUGUCAGCCUCAAUUUGGCGAGUACUGGCCCAUGAUUCGUGAUAUUAAAAACAUUUGGAUUGAACAAGAUGAGGAGGAGGACGACGAGGAGGAGGACGACUGACGAGCCCUCAACCUUGGAAGUGUCAGGAUAGAUGAUAAGAUUGAAGCAGGUUGAGGAGACACAAAAGAGAGCAGAUCUGUUGUUGAUGGCAUUUGAGAACAUGAAUGUCUGAUAAGGAGAAUAAGAAAAUGGUUGUUUUAUUAUAGGCUACUUCUAUGGUUCACAAAUGAGAUAUGUCUUGCAUAAUACACAAGUUAAUUUCUAACAUUUGAUCAAAUAAGAUACCAAAAGAUAAACAUGUGUUAUGGUAUAAGACUGUCUUACUUGUGCACAUUAGACUAAGUCUUUAUUAUAAGUAUCUUAAGAUUUCAAAAUAUUCAUUUUCUUUCAUGU
Lathyrus oleraceus (garden pea) is the source of this 3009-nucleotide messenger RNA. Its product is annotated as disease resistance protein RGA2. Gene Ontology annotation, molecular function: ADP binding. The transcript is spliced from 2 exons. Lineage: Eukaryota; Viridiplantae; Streptophyta; Magnoliopsida; Fabales; Fabaceae. Bases 55 to 2676 code for a protein of 873 amino acids. The record is from RefSeq and is a predicted model, not a curated record.